Molecule: messenger RNA, 3853 nt
Organism: Seriola aureovittata
Lineage: Eukaryota; Metazoa; Chordata; Actinopteri; Carangiformes; Carangidae
Gene: cldn23.1
Product: claudin 23.1
Exons: 1
Coding region: 2066-2890 (274 amino acids)
Biological process (GO): bicellular tight junction assembly; cell adhesion
Cellular component (GO): bicellular tight junction; plasma membrane
Molecular function (GO): structural molecule activity
Source: RefSeq, a predicted model, not a curated record
UGAUAAAAGUGUGUUUUACAAAGAGAUUUAAAAGAGGUCACUGAUUGUGCUGACCUGAUUUCCUCAGGCAGCUUGUUCCAUAGUUUCAGGGCACUGACUGCAAAAGCUGUCACCUAUAGUUUUUUGCUUCGCCUCAGGAACAACUAAGAGACCUCUGCCCGAGGAGCUCAGGCUACAAGCUGGUUCAUACGCUGAAGUAGUGCUGUGGUUGGGUUCGUGGUACCAGGUAUCCGCACCAAAAUGACAAUCAAACGUGAAAAUAUACAAUUCUCACAACUGAUCCUCUUUGCUUUAUAAGUGUAUUCACAAGCGCCACAAGCUGAACAGCUGAUCAAAUUAUACUUGCUACAACAGUGACUCAGCUUAAUAAAAGUCGACUGUGGUGUCAGAGGAUAAGUAUGCAAAGUUCUGUCUGGUUGGUUAGGCGACAUACCUGUCAUACUUUAUCCAAUUGUUAUUUGUCUGUCAAAGCUCAAACCUGAACUGAAAAAACAAUUCGCAGAACAAAAAAGCAAAAUGAUCCCAGCAGCUUCAAGAACAUGAGACUUGAAUUUAAAUUUGUUGAAGAAAAUUUGUUUUUAUGUCCUUGACUUUUACAAGCAGAAAAUACACAAACUUGAAAAGUUGAUAACAGCACUUAGUGACUUACUGUAGCUGGCACCGAGGCUGCUGGUAACUAAACAGCAGACGACAUUAAGGUCAAAGUCUCAUCCUUUCCCACUGAAAAAAAGCAGUUAAUACAAGUCAUGUAGGAGUAUCUAUUUUGAUGACUCCACACAUGGCAGUUAAUCACAAAACAUGUCAUAGUGGAGUAAAAAUCUAAUGUGGUGUUUAAUGGAUGAUGACCACUAAAAACUGAGAAAAGGUCAUUUCCAACAGUAAGUCUCGGGGCCAAUCAUCAGCUGUUCUCAUUUCCAAAGAAACGUGACCUCUUUCCUGUGGGAUUGAUAAAGUUGAUAAAGUGUGUAAAUAUAGACAGAAAAAGAGAUAAAAAGCAAAAAUAAACAAAGAGAUAAAUGGAAACAGAUAUAUGUAGAUUGAGAUAAAUAGAAUGAGGGAAGAAGAAAACAGAGAGAGACGAAGAGGCAGGGAGGUAUUGGACCUGAAGGUUCCUGCAGAACUACAUUCUUGUCAAAACAGUUCCCACACUGCCAUAGUGUUUUGUUUUUUUUCAAAUCUAGUAGUGUGGCUUGUUCUUCUAAACCUGAUUGUAACGAACUUUUCCAAAAUAAGAAAGCACUUCAAUCUCUAAGAGUAAUAUAUAAUAUAAUCACCUACAAGGCUUGUGGGUGAUUAUAUUAUAUAUUUUUAUAUGUUUUGGUUCAUGUGGUGUCCAUCCCUUUAUGCUACAUACACUUUUUGACUAUUUUAGGCCUAUUUCAACAGUAUCCUAAGACUAUAAUCCUUUAUUAAUGCAAUAAACACGUUUAAGGAACAACUUGGGUAACUUAUAAAAGGUUUGUAAAUAUUAACCUCCUAGGACCUGGCGUCCACAUAUGUGGACCUCACAUUUUGGGUUCUCUAGACCACAAUAUUAACUUUUUCUCAACAAGGGCCUGGUGACCACAUAUGAGGAUAUUAUACUGCCACUCAGUAAUCGAAAUCUAAAACUAAUGUCCUCAUUUAUGGACAUCAUUUUUCUCAGGUCCCAAUCAGCCUAAACAGCAAAGAGAAAUUAAAAAUGCACGCCAUGCAAGAGUUCGGGUCUUAGGAGGUUAAAUUAUUAAAUUAUUAUUUUGAAAUUUGAGCAAGCUGAUGAUGCCGGCGCCUCUCUGACUGGUUGCUCUUUUGCUUGUCGUUUAUCAUGUAUCACAGAUUUGCAUGAUAACUGCCUCGUCGAAACUCUCCCCGCCUUUGCUGUUGCGGGUGAGGAUGGCGCAUGGCGCGCCACACCUGUCCUAUUUGGGGACAGAGGCAGACAGGUAAGGCUGAAGCCACGCCCACUGGCAGGUUUCAGUCGGACUUGUUUUUUAAGACCAGCUGUUGGGGCUGUCAAAACACUCGAGUCUAAAUUACUACAGUCAGUCUGGGAGUAAGAGCACGCACUUCAACAGCAGCCGCAAUCAUGCCGACGCGAUCAACGGAGGAAUGGAUCCGGUUGUCCCUGCGUACCCCGGGCAUCCUGAUCUUCGGGAUGGUCUUGGCUCCCUGUGGCUGGAUCUUGGACCUGACCGCCACUGUGGCGCCAAACUGGAGGACCCUCCACCCCACCACCCUCCCGCCGGACGAGUUCAUCCAGCAAGGCAUCUGGGACAUCUGCAGGGCCACCUCGACCUCCACGAGAGAAGAGUGCAACUUGCAGGAUACCGAAUACUUCAACAACCAGAUCAUUAAUGUCGCUCAGGGUUUGAUGGUAGCCUCCCUCAUCGUGACUCUAAUCGGGCUGGCCGUAGCAAUCCCGGGGGUCCGCUGCUGGAAAGACAGGCCUAACUGGGUUGUGGCCGGCCUGGGCGGACUGUUGAUCUUCCUCUCAGGCGUCAUGACCAUCAUCCCCAUCGCCUGGUACACCCACAUCCUCAAAGAAAUCACAUCGGAGACCGCGCUCACAGACGUGCGCGUCGGCUACUGCAUCAUCCUGGGAUACAUCGGCGGGAUUUUUGAAAUCCUGGGCGGCUUCGUCAUGUUCAUCGGGAUCUGCCGUUGCUGCGGAGGAAAGAACCGAGGGGAGACACGGGUUGAUGAAGUCAUGGGCGACCGGUUUAGCCACCAGAAGCCGCCGCCGAGACGCGUAAAUGUGCCAACCCUGGACCGGGCCAGGAGCAGCGCCAGCAGCGUCCCAUACUCCAGGGAUUCCAUGGAUGAUGAUGUGUCCUUCCCCCGGGCCAAGAGCCCCGCAGUUCGGUCAGUCAACACCUCUUACGCCGGUAGACCUUAUGAUGCCGACCUAUGAGAAGCACAUCUCCCACAUCUGGCGACAUUAUUAAAAAAACAGGAAAAGGAAAACAACUUGAAGAGGAACUGAGAGUGGCAAAGAUUCCAUAAAGAAGCAAUGGUAAUUAGGAUGACUUUAUAGCGUUAUUUAUCUGGACCACUGUAGUAAAACAAUACUAGAGAUGAUUACAAUAAAACUGAAAUCAUUUAUAAUAUUCUGGAAGAGAUUGUGAACUUAAACUAAUACCUAAAGUCACACUAUACACUCAUUGUUGACUGAUUACUGUGAGACCAUAAAUGAAUGUUUCAGUGGUAUCAAGAGAUCAAAUACCUUAAAUAUUAUAAAAUACUAGGUGUAAACUCACUAUUAAGUGAAGCAGAAUCACUUUAAAUGCCUCUGAGUAUUACAGUGUUUCACCAGUAUAGGACAGUAAUACUUGAAGGCCCGCAUCUAUAAAAGAGUAAUAUGUUUAAUGUUUGAGUGACAGCUGUGGCUAUAAGGAUGAGACUAAUUAUAGGCUUAGCUUCAUUAUGAUUAAUUGUAUUCUUUAUAAUAAGACAGAUGUGUGCCUCAAGCUGUGCAGUUAUUGAAUAUUACAGUGGAAAGAGACUGCCAUGAAGAAAGUCUGGAAAGGGAAGGAUUCUGUGUUACUUUACCAGUGAACAAAAGCUACACUGUUUAGUACAGCUGAGAUAAAUUGAUGUAAAGCUGAAGUUUGCCUUCUGCAAGUGAUGCUGAACUCCAUUUGUAAAUAUUCUCACCUUUAAGGAAGCUUUUACAUUUGUCUGUUUCAUUGGCUGAUGCAUAAACCUUUUUCUUUUUUUUUUUUAUGUUUCAGAUUUUAUUGUAAAUACUGUAUUCUUAUGCACUUUACAAUUACGGCCGACCUUUUUGGGCCACCCGUUGAGGUUGAUGAUAUUGUCCUCAAUGCUCUGUGAUACAAGUGCUAUUUUAUUAAAUGUGCACUGUGUUUCUGAAUAA